Molecule: messenger RNA, 3406 nt
Organism: Pelagomonas calceolata
Lineage: Eukaryota; Pelagophyceae; Pelagomonadales; Pelagomonadaceae
Source: the annotation of a GenBank genome assembly
AUCAGGAGGCGCGAGGCGCGUCGCAUUUGCUGUUAGUUGCGGCAUUGUGACGGUUAUUACGUGUGGCGUAUUGUUACGCAGCCACACUGGUCACACCCAGCGCCGCCGCUGGCGAAACCGGGCUUGGCUGCCUGGAGACCACCUAAACAGCGGAGCGCAUCGAGGCGCAUCGACGCCGGCGCGCGCGCGCACGAGGCGACAGCGUGAGCCGACCGCUGCGCGACCGCUGCGUGAGCCGACCGUCACGACAGCUAAGACACCAUGGGCAACCGCACGUCGACCGCGCGCGACGAGGCCGCCGCGGCCCAGUCCAUCGGCCACUUCGACCACAACUAUGACGCGAUCCUCAUCGACCAGUCGGCGGGCAUGGUCGAAGCUUGUACUGAUAGAAAAGAAGUGCCGGCCGCGGUCAAGCGAUUGUUGGGCGACGGGCGGUACGUUGAGCUCGUGAUGAAAUUCGACACCGUCCAGCUCGUCGAGAACCAGAAGACGUUAUUGACCAUACCGUACUCCGGCGUCAAGACCUUGGAAUGGGACCACUCGUGUUCCUCGGUCAAAAUCACCGCCAACACGGCCGGCGAGGAGUCCUUCGUCGUGGUCAAGGUCGGCAAUUCUUUGGAGUUAGAAAACGAGGCCAAGCUGAGAAUUCGGGGUCUGUCGAGGCAAGGCUCCGGCCAACAGUUGAAUCUUACGUUCGCUUAUUGUGGCACGUAUGCCGGCCCGACGAAGCCAAAACCAUUUCAACGGAAACGGGCGAAUUUAUCCACCAGACCGCAAGGCAAGCUACCUCCCCUAGCAUUGAUGCGCGACUUAGCGAUCGCGCGACACACCGGGUCCGGCGCGCCGACGCGAGCGAACGGCUCGAAGCGAGUCGUCCAUGCGCUCCAACACAUCCACAGGGGCGGCAACACCUUUACGGUGUUACACGCCUACCAGAAGGGCACCGCGGCCGAGCACCAGCAGGGCGAGCUCCACGAAUUUGAGUCCAAAUUGGCCCUGAGCUGUGGCACGCACGAGCAACCAGGAUUAGUCUACGCCGAAGGGCAGCAGGUCAAGCUGUCGCACGGCUGGGACGACGUGCAAGGCUGGGUCGUGCAUGACAAGGUCCACGCGGGCGAGAUGAAUAGUGGGGUCGAGAUCACGUUUCGGGGGUCUGGCACCUGGUUCUUCAUCGUUCUAGAUGUGCUACACUUGAAGGACGCCAUCGAGCACUUCUGGAACCGGCACCGCGCGCCGCAGCCUCCCAAGCCGCAGUCGACGCAUGGUCGGGACAUCGUCACGGUCACGACGUUACAUGGUGAAAUAAAAGCCCCACCGAAGCCCGUGGGUGACCUGGAGAUCACGGACGAAGUCGGUACGUUAGUGCGGUCUUCCGGUACCGCUCAUGGUGGUGUCGCCAAGAGGAAGUCGACGAUUAUCGGUAGCAUGGUGAAAGGAAAAAAACCAACAGGAUGGCAGGAGAACGAGCGCGUCAGGAAGCACUGGGAUUCGGUCGUCGUGCAUCAAGGAUGGCUGCUGAAGAAGGGUGGGUUGGCCAAGUCGUGGAUCAAGAGGUACGCGGUACUAUAUCGCACGGCCAUGGGCCACUUUUUGUGUUAUUACGCGGAUUUCGCCAAGUCGCCUCUCUACCACGAGGAGGAGCGGGAACGGCGCAUCAUCGACCUAUGUAAAGUUACUUUUGUCCGUCCAGUGAGCAACCACGACGACGUGCCCCCGAAUUCCUUCGACAUCUGUACCAUAGAAAGGGAGUGGACUUUGAGUGCGGAAUCCAAGGCGAGCAUGCAGCGCUGGCUGCAGAUCGUGACCAGAGCUAUUGACGAAGAUACGGCUAUCGUACCCGAUGAUGAGUUGGUCUUCACGGUGAAGCCGCGCGUCGACCCUUCGCAGCAAUUGGUGAAGAACGAGUACUCCACCGCUCUGAAAGUGUCGGCGUCAGGGGUGAGUGUGUGCGCCGUGACGGCCGCCGACGAGUUGGUCGAGCGUUUCUUCUGGUGCUACACGGACUUUUUUAAAUGGUCCAUUCUCCACCAUUCCGGCAAGACGGGCCUGCAGGUCAGCGUGUUCACGUCGGCUGAUUUUGAUGUGAAGGACCGGCACGAAUUUCUCUUCCGGACGCGGGACGCCGUGAAAUUAGCUACUGCUAUCGAGUUCUACAUCGAAAAGUUCAUGUCCAUCAUGCACCUUUAUUUAGAAGGUACUGAUAACAGUGGUACUUCCCAGGAGCUGAACAUGGGGGCUAGCGAGAUGGCCACGAACAACUUAUUGGGCGAGGACGACAUGCUCGCGCUCGGCGGCGAGGAUGAUGAUGAUCAGACGGGGACGAAGAUCACGCAGGAGGACCAAUUGCUGGAGAAGCAGCCGGCCUCACCGACGCAAGGGAUACUGGACCUCUUUACGGUGCCGUCCGCGCCCUCGUCUUCCCAGGUAAAUGAUCCAUUCGCGCCCGGUGCGCUCCCGCCGAAGCCGCCGACGGACCACUUGGCGGACGACGUUUCUGCCUUGUCCAUGGAGACGGGCUUUCCUCCCGCAAGUGCGGCUCCCGUCCGUUCGGAUGUCGUCGAGGAGAUGACCCUGGGCGAUGCGAAAUUCGACGCUUUGGCUGUGGGUGCUGCCGAGGGUGCUAAUAGGAUGAAGGGCGUGUUGUACGAGGAUCCUCACGUGGCGGUGGCUAUCGAGCACGACUAUCGAGGGUCGGAAGGCAGGGUGACGGUUCGGGUCGCCAACAAAUGUAGCACGCCCAUCGAUUCUCUGCGAUCGGACUUGGAUGCGGGCGAAACGGGUCUGAGGUACGAGUUCGGCGCGCCUUCUUCGACCUCAUUACAACCGGGCGAGGCCGCGGCGCAAUUACUCAUGUUGGAGUGCAUGAAGCCGUUCGACGCCGUCGCGGCGUUGGUUGUGUCUUUCCGCAGUCAAGGUGUGCCCUAUGAAGUGAGGUUAGCACUACCGUGCGUCUUCACGAAAUUCUUAGAGCCGGUCCAACUCAGCCCGAACGUCUUCGUGCAGCGCUGGGCGACGCUCGGCGCACCCGGUUUGGAGCACAUGGUGACCUUCGCGGCGACGGCGGGCUCGGCGAAUGCGGCGUUCGCGAAGCCGCGCUUGGCCGAUCUCGUGAGGGUGGCGGUCGUCGACGGCGUCGACGACGGCGGCGGCUCGAUUCUGUCGGGCGCGACGGCGUUGCGCACGGGCACGGUCAACGCCGGCGGCGAGAAGAUUUCGGUAGGGUGUCUGAUUCGUUUGGAGAUGAACGAGGCGGCGGGCGCUUUCAGAUUAACGGUGCGGACGGCCGUGCCGCACGUGUCCACGGCGCUCGCGGAGGCCAUCCAGAAGCUGCUCUAGCGCGGCGCGCGUUUUUCCCCUUUCCCCCCAAAUCCCCGGCGCGCGCCGGUGUAACGAGCAGUGGCAUCUA